UUAAAAGUUCUUCCCUCUUCUUUAAGUCACCCAUUAAUUUCACAUAUAUGUACAUACAUGUUGCAUUUAACUCAUAUACAUACAUAUUCUCACAUCUAUAAAGAGAGCAUAAGACUCAGAGAGAUCUAGAGGAAGAGAGAGAGAGAAAGAUGGGUAGGCCUCCAUGCUGUGACAAGAUAGGGAUCAAGAAAGGACCAUGGACUCCUGAAGAAGAUAUCAUUCUUGUUUCUUACAUUCAAGAACAUGGUCCUGGAAACUGGAGAUCAGUUCCCACCAACACUGGGUUAUUGAGAUGCAGCAAAAGUUGUAGACUGAGAUGGACAAAUUAUCUGAGACCUGGAAUUAAACGUGGAAACUUUACUCCUCAUGAAGAAGGAAUGAUCAUUCACUUGCAAGCCUUAUUGGGUAACAAGUAAUCUCAGACAAAAGGAUCUACAUCUCUUUAUACUUGAAUGUUUUGUGUAUAUAUUUUGAUGAUGUGAACCCUAAACUGGCUUAUUUGUUUACAUAUGGUUGUGGUAAGAUGGGCGUCCAUAGCUUCAUACCUACCACAAAGAACGGACAAUGAUAUCAAGAACUACUGGAACACACAUUUAAAGAAGAAGCUCAACAAGUCUGACAGUGAUGAGAGGAGCAGAUCAGAGAACAUUGCGCUGCAAACUUCUUCGACAAGAAACACCAUUAAUCAUAGAUCUACCUAUGCUUCAAGCACCGAAAACAUUUCCCGCCUUCUUGAGGGUUGGAUGAGAGCGUCUCCAAAGAGUAGUACAAGUACUACUUUCUUGGAACACAAAAUGCAGAACCGGACAAACAAUUUCAUCGAUCAUCACAGCGAUCAGUUUCCAUACGAGCAGCUUCAAGGUUCUUGGGAAGAGGGUCAUAGCAAAGGAAUCAACGGGGAUGAUGACCAGGGUAUAAAGAAUUCAGAGAAUAACAACGGUGAUGAUGUUCAUCAUGAAGAUGGUGAUCAUGAGGAUGAUGAUGAUCAUAAUGCUACACCACCAUUGACAUUUAUUGAGAAAUGGCUUUUGGAGGAAACAAGUACUACUGGGGGUCAAAUGGAAGAGAUGAGCCACUUGAUGGAGCUCUCUAAUAUGCUUUAAUUGUGACAUUUUCUCCUUUAUUUUUUCUUUAUCCUUGUGAAUCUUAUAAAUGAGACUACUAAUUUUAUAUACACAAAUAAAGAAACCAGAAAGACAUAAUAUCAUGUGUUGUUUUUUGGUUUCUCUAAGAUAUAAGUAGCUAAAAUGCUCACUGCAUAAGUUGUAACUAAUCUAAAGUUGUCUACCCAUUUACAUGAAUAAAAUCCAAUUUAAG
Arabidopsis thaliana (thale cress) is the source of this 1317-nucleotide messenger RNA. It is a transcript of the gene MYB60, whose product is annotated as myb domain protein 60. Gene Ontology annotation, cellular component: nucleus. The record is from RefSeq and is marked reviewed. Bases 510 to 1103 code for a protein of 197 amino acids. Gene Ontology annotation, biological process: response to stress; regulation of DNA-templated transcription; stomatal movement. The transcript has 2 exons. NCBI's taxonomy places the organism in Eukaryota, Viridiplantae, Streptophyta, Magnoliopsida, Brassicales, Brassicaceae.